AUGACUCUCAAAGGUUUGGUAUCACUUGUCCUCAAUUUAAUUGGUCUAGCAGAGGAACCAAGGACCAAGGAUGCACCUUUACCUUACCUGCUAUCUAGUCCUAUUGUACCACAGAAGAUCAAGCACCAAUCAUCUGAAUCUGCGGCAGCAUCCAAUUUUAUGGAGAAUAGUGAGUGUGGUUGGUGUUGUGUGUGCUUGUCAAGGUUAAACGACAAGGAUGAAAUCCGUGUCCUUCCUUGCUUGCACAAAUUCCAUAAGAUUUGUGUAAAUAGAUGGCUUAAGGGUCACCACAAAACAUGUCCACUCUGCCGUUUCUCAAUGGGAGCUGAGGAGAAGUCUCAUCGUGCCGAAAUGUUCACUGAAGAGAUGCUAAUGUGGUUUUCUUCUUUCCAUAUAACUGGUAUGUAA
Molecule: messenger RNA, 408 nt
Organism: Gastrolobium bilobum
Lineage: Eukaryota; Viridiplantae; Streptophyta; Magnoliopsida; Fabales; Fabaceae
Exons: 1
Coding region: 1-408 (135 amino acids)
Source: RefSeq, a predicted model, not a curated record